UCAAGCGGCACGAACUCGUGCGCGCCCGGCGCGCUUUUGCGCCCUGUCCAGGCCAUGUCUGAAGGCGGCGAAGCACAGGGUGGCGAGGCGCAGGGCGAGAGUGGCAGUGGGCCUGGGGUGCAGCAGACGCAGUGGAAGCCGAGUUAUAAGGGCAACAGCUGGGGCAAGGGCUGGGGCAAAGGCUGGGGCGGCUGCAAAGGUGGCCUGAAAGGUGGGAUGAUGAUGGGCAGCAACUUUGGUGGCUAUUGGAAGGGUAAGGGCAAGGGCAAGUUCCAGCAGCGCUGGCCUUCAGGGCCCAACCUGGCGCGCGCGCGGAUCUCCACCGAGCCGGUGACCGGAGAGGUGCUGGAAUGGAAAGGCAAGUAUGGCUGGAUCAAGCCCACCGUUCCGAUCGAACACCACAUGGCGGACCGGCAUAAGGGCCACAUUUACGUCAGCAUGAAUGACCUCCAGGGCGGCCUCGAGGCCUUGACGGUGGGGAGCCUUUGUCAAUUUCAUCUCUUCGAGGAUGCCAGUGGUUUGGGAGCCGAGGAGGUCAUCGGCUCGUGAGGACGGCAAGCCCAUUUCCUCUCAUGAAGCCAGAGCCACCAGAGCCCAAAUCCUGGGACCGGUACGAGCCGAUCGACCGAGCGGAUUGAUCGAUGGAUUUAGCGAACUCUGACGAACGCGACCGAAGAGG
Messenger RNA from Durusdinium trenchii, 679 nucleotides. Lineage: Eukaryota; Dinophyceae; Suessiales; Symbiodiniaceae. The record is from the annotation of a GenBank genome assembly.